Messenger RNA from Chironomus riparius, 2372 nucleotides. The record is from the annotation of a GenBank genome assembly. Lineage: Eukaryota; Metazoa; Arthropoda; Insecta; Diptera; Chironomidae.
GGAAUCAACCGAAGUAAACAAAAAUCAUAACAAAGGAGCCAGACAUAAAUUGAGUUUUCUUUAAAUUUAGUCACUUAAUUAACGUGAAAUGAACAGCUCAUGGAUAGAAGAGACAACAGUCGAUAGCCUGGAACUCUAUGGUGAUGAGGAAAUCUUCAACCAAUUUGACGUAAUAUUAACGAGAGUUCCAGCGUCACAUAUCAAUGAACUUAAUACAGUUGGUGUUAUAUUCAUUUUUAAGAGGCAAGACAGCUACUUCAUUGAGUGGAAACCCAACGAAAAUGUCGAAAUUUCUGGUGCUGAAAUUGCUGAGGAAUCAACAGACGAAUGGAGUAUAAUUAAUCAGAUAACAUUCAAGCCAGCAGCAAAUCCCAUCAGCUUCUUAUCACCCAAGUUUAAAAACUUACGUGUUGCACUAUCAGACAUCAAACACUUCAAAGUUCAUGAUUCAGAACUUCAGCUCAUAAAUCGUGAAUCACAGCACAUUGUGACUUAUAUGUUUAAAAGAUCAACACCAGCUUCUUUUCUACGAACAUUAUCACUUUAUAGACUGCAGAAACAGAGCUUAAAUGAUAAGAAUCUUUAUGUUGUUAAGGACCCAGAAUUCGAGAAGCUUCAAAAAUCAUUCGCUGAGCUCAACAUAGAGGAAAUAAAGUCAUCAAAAGGCCCAAAUCGUCCAUUUUUAGUCCACGGCUAUGAAUUCCUCUCGCAAAUCGGUAAAAAUGUUUUAGGAACAACAACUCGCUCAAAUCGCUUUCAAGAUCGUCCAGGUGCUUUUAAGUUUGAAAUUGGAACCGAAACAGUGAGUAAUAGUAAAGAUUCAUCACCAGAAAUUGAUAAUCAAAAGAAUGAAGUGGAUAUGAGUGAAAAAGUCGAAGAAGUUAAGGAUGAUCGACUUCCAGCUAGAGAAAUUCGUAAACGUGACAGUCCAUUGACAUUAAAGCAAUGGAUGGAAUUCAGGACAGAAGAUGGACGAAUUUCAGAUCCAGAUAGGAUUAAGGAAGUGAUUUUUCGUGGUGGAAUUGAUCCAUCAUUAAGAGCUGAUGUUUGGAAGUAUUUGCUCAAUUAUGAUUUGUGGGAGCACACGACAGCAGAGCGCGAGGAACGACGAAAGAAUUUACAUGAUGAAUAUUAUCGAAUGAAGGCUCAAUGGUCAACAUUAUCGAAAUUACAGGAGAGAAAUUUUUCGGGAUAUCGUGACAGGAAGUGCCAAAUUGAAAAGGAUGUGAAACGAACGGACCGAAAUAUUGAAUUUUAUAAUGGCGAUGAGAACGAGAAUGUCAAUCGAUUACAAGACAUUCUAUUAACUUAUGUGAUGUAUAAUUUUGAUGUGGGAUACGUCCAAGGAAUGAGCGACUUGCUUAGUCCAAUUUUAUAUCUUCUUGACGACGAGGCUGCGUCUUUUUGGUGCUUUGUUGGAUUUAUGGAACGAGUUUUUAGGAAUUUUGAUGAGGAUCAAGCAGGCAUGAAAAAUCAAUUGGGUAAAAUGAGAACGUUGAUGGAGUUUGCGAAUCCAAGACUUUUUAGAUACUUCAAGACUCAUGAUUCGGAUAAUAUGUAUUUCUGUUUCCGUUGGCUUUUGGUCUGGUAUAAACGUGAAUUUACACAUGAAGAUAUUCUUGAAUUAUGGGAAGUAUUAUGGACAAAUCUACCGUGCAUUAAUUUCCACUUACUAAUUGGAAUUGCAAUUCUGGACAACGAAAUGACAACGUUUAUUGAGAAUGAAUAUGGAUUUACCGAAAUUCUUAAGCAUGUCAAUGACCUUAGCGAGAGAAUGAAUUUAAAGCAAGUCCUCGAAGCAGCUGAAUCAAUUUAUCAUCAAAUUAUCAAUUCUAAAAGACUCCCAGAUCGUGUACGAGUUAUUCUUGGUAUGGAUCCAGUAAAUGCCUAUGGAGACGAACCAGCGUCUGAGGAUGAAGAGGAAAUAAAAAUGAGAAAACAAAUGGAAUUAAAGGAAGAGGAUGAAGAUCAAAUGAGAUUUGAGAACUCUUGUGAUGCUGGAUUGGAGCAAAAUUAUUUUUAAGACAGACGCAAAAUGCGUGAAUGUUUAUCGUGAUUUGUCAAUGAUUCAAAAAUUAUUUUUUAUAUAUUUGCAAGUUUCACUUGUGUUAUUUUAUGUAUUUAUUGUAUAGUUGGGUGGUUUUUGUUGGGGUUUUGUAUGGAACUUCAAUUUAUAUUGGUGCUACUCAUGUCGAAACUGCUGAUUUAUAUCAUUUCCUUACAAAGUUUCGUAAUUUGUGUCAAUUUUCUAGUUAAUUUGCUGAAAUUUAGCACGAUUUCCAUUUUUUCUACAUCACAUUAGUGUGCCUAGAGACUACAAUUAGAUUAAAUGACAUGCCGACAUUAUUUUCGUUCAUUCUGAAUAAAACAUA